Apis mellifera (honey bee) is the source of this 3089-nucleotide messenger RNA. RefSeq names its product bis(5'-adenosyl)-triphosphatase enpp4. Bases 263 to 1672 code for a protein of 469 amino acids. The transcript is spliced from 9 exons. NCBI's taxonomy places the organism in Eukaryota, Metazoa, Arthropoda, Insecta, Hymenoptera, Apidae. The record is from RefSeq and is a predicted model, not a curated record.
AUCAUGUAACAGAAAGGUUGUAUUACUUUGCAGUUUUAUAGUUUAUGAAUGAGAGAAUGCAUUUAGUAUUUAAUAGACAGUGGUGAUGAAGAAUUAGCUAACAUUUGCAAUUUUACCAUGAAGAAUUAUCUGGUAAUUUACAAUCGAACAAGACUCACUAUUGAAGUGAUUUUAAAAGCAUGAAAAAAAUACAGCAAUAGAUAAUUCAUCAAAUAAAAUAAUUUUUCUUGAUAAAAACCGAUAUAUAUUAUAUACAUUCAUCAUGAAUUCUGUAAUUAUAUUUGCUCUAACACUUGUCAUAUUAUUUAAUGUAAAAUAUGGAUUAUUGAUAUCACAGCAUCCAAAGUUAUUAGUAGUAUCAUUUGAUGCAUUCAGAUAUGAUUAUUUUAAUAGAAAUUUAACACCAUUUAUGAAUAAAUUAAGACAUGAAGGCACACAUGCAGAUUAUAUGAUGAAUAUUUUUGUCACAAAAACAUUUCCCAAUCAUCAUACAAUGGCUACAGGAUUAUAUGCAGAAACACAUGGAGUUAUAGAUAAUGAAUAUUAUGAUGUUAUUUCUGGAAAUACAACAAAAUAUUCAUAUAAUUUGUAUCAUUAUGAUAAUAAAGUUCUUCCUAUUUGGACUGCUAAUGAAAAAGGAGGUGCACAAAGACGAAGUGGCUCAAUGAUGUGGCCUGGAGGCAUUUAUGAAUAUCAAGGAAUAACUCCUACAUUUACACAGAAUUUUAAUGAAAAUAUACCUUGGGAAGAAAGAAUAGAUACUUUAAUAUCAUGGUUUAUUCAUCCUAUACAUCCAAUUAAUUUUGGAAUAUUAUAUAUUGAAGAACCAGAUUAUCAUGGUCAUGGCAUUGGAAUAAAAGGACUUGAAUUUGAUAAUAUUCUUAGAAAAUUAGAUAAUAUAACUAAAUAUCUUCAUAACAAGAUAGAAUAUCAUGGCUUAAAUGAUCUCAAUGUUGUUCACUUGAGUGAUCAUGGAAUGGCAACUGUUAAGUUAGAUAGAAUAAUAGAUCUAACAAAAUAUAUUAAUAGUUCUGAUUAUAAAUUUGUGGGUACUUCACCAGGAUUACAUAUUUUUCCUAAUCCUGGCAAAGAAGAAACAAUUUAUCAAACAUUAAAACAAAUAGCAUCAAAAUUGAAAAAAUUUAGAGUUUAUAGAAGAGAGGAAAUUCCUAAAAAAUAUCAUUAUGGAAAUAAUACACGUAUUGGUCCUAUUUUUGUUAUUGCUGAAGUGGGAUAUGCAUUUCAAAAUCUUCUUGACAAUAUUGAGUUUUAUAAAAAGAAAUUUAAUAUUACAGUAAACAAUGAUUCAGAAUUUGGUCUUCAUGGUUAUGAUAAUGAAGCUAUAGAAAUGCAUCCUUUUUUUUUUGCAAAAGGCCCUGCAUUUAUGUCUAACUGCAAACUUGAACCUUUUAAUAAUUUAGAUUUAUAUCCAUUAUUCUGUAAAAUACUUGAUCUUCAAUGUCCUAUAGUAAAUGGUACUUUAUUGCAUUUAACCAAGUGCCUUAAGAAACAUCAGCAGGAUAUUACAGUGAUUGCUUAUCGAAUGAUAUUUAUAGCUACCAUCAUAUCCAUGUCAAUGGUUGGAGUUAUAGGAGCAAUAGUAAUGUUCUAUAUGAGAAAACGACGAUUGGGAGUUAGAAGUUACAGGAGAUAUUAUCCAGUGGAUGGAUAAUAUAUAAAAAAUAUCGAGCAAUAUAUGAAAUUUAUGAAUUUUCAUAUUGCAUAUAGAUAACAAACUGAAUCACAAAAGUAAAGAUGAUAUAAUAAUAAAAAAUAGCAUAGUCAUCUUCCUGAUGGAGAAUAAAUAAAUAUAAUUUCAUUUAUCAUAAAUUAAUCAUUUAUCGUUAUUUUAUUGUUUUAAUCUUCAGUAAAAUAGUAAAAUAUUUGCAUUUUAUUUGUUUUAAACAAUUAACCAAUAUCUAUCUAUAGAAUUAAUUCAUAUUGUACUAUACAUAUAUAUUUUUAAAUUUAUAAUAAUAUGUAUAAUUUUGAAUUAGUUUUUAUUAGGAAAUGUUAAAUAUAUGAGGUAUGCAAAAAAUUUUAAUGUUUAAACAAUUAGCUAUUAAAGCACAAUAAUAAGAACAAAUUUUUUAAUAAAGAGCGAAAUUAAAUUUCUCAUUUAUAUGUUUGUAAAUUCAUUAUAAAAAGAGUUAUUUCCUAAUACUUUUCUUCCUUGUAACAUUAAUAUAAAAAAUAACCAGAUUCGACUUUUGUUUUUAGAAGAAUACUGGAAGAUUUGGAAGCACAAUACCAUUGGGAUGAAAAUCACGAUAUUGAAAAUGCUACUUGCAAGUAAAUUUUCAAACAAUCUGUUUUCAAAUUAUUGCUUUACCUUUUAUGUUUAUAAAAGGAAUUGCUUUCUUUUUUUUUACAAGUCAAAAUCCAUCCCAAAAUUCAUCAAUCAAUGUACACUAUUAAUAAUCUAUUUCUGUUUUCAGAUUAAAGAAUUUUCCAGAUUUAUUCAUAAUUUCAUGCUACGCGAAGAAUAAACAUUUGUAUGCAUAUAAAGGAAAUGUUAAGUAUAGGAAAACUCUGUUUCAUUGUAGGUGACAUAUAUUUUACUCGUUAUAUGGUUAAAUAUAUUUUUAAAUACAUAUAAAUGAGAAAAUAAUUCUGUGAUAAAAGGAAAAAGAAUUGAAACUUUCAAACUUUUUAAAUAAUGUAUAUAGUGAAUAAUCAUUAUUAAGUUUUAGACAUAAAGAUUCAGUUUUCGUAAUAUUUUCUUGACAAACUUCUUAUUUUUUUUAUAAUUAUAUCAUACAAAAUAUAGUCAUUAUAUCAUGCAAAAUAUUAAUAAUAUAAUAUAUAUAAUACAUAAAAUCUUGUUUCCAAUGAUAUGAAAGUUCUACCAAUAUAAAUGAUACUAAAAAAUUUAUUUCAAAUGAAAUCUUUCAUAAAAGAAUGAUAAUAUGCACAGUAUUAUUUUAAAAAUUAGCAUAUAAUGUAAUUCAUUCUGUCAAUAUCAUUUAUGGAAUAUUUUACAAAAUUCAAUUUGUAAAUCAAAUGUACUUAUCAUAAUUAUGCACCAAUUGUAUAACAAUUCGUAUGUAAAUAAAUCAAUAUUGUAAAUAAAUACUAUUAACAUAAAA